AUGCGCCGCCACAGCCUGCUGCUACAGCACUUGACUCGCGCCGGCAGACGAGGUCCAGGCGUUGCUUUAUCAAUUCGAGCGCUCAAAAAGGCGCCGUCAAAGUCAUGCUCAUGUAACCAUAGCCUGAGAUCCUUUUCGGGCCGGACGUUCAAAGCCAAUGAGCUUGAGCAGCUCAGCACUAGAUUUGGUGCAGGUACCAAUGAUACGAUAUACGCACUUUCGACGGCCCAAGGCAAGGCAGGAAUCGCCGUGAUUCGCAUCUCUGGUCCGGCAUGUCUAGAUAUAUACAGAGCCCUGUGUCCAUCAAAGGCACUGCCAAAGCCUAGAUACGCCUCUGUGCGAUCGUUACUCGACCCAAAGCUUGCAGGACUCCAACGAAGUAUGCUGGAUUCGGAAGCAGUAGUCCUCUUCUUUCCCUCGCCCAAAACGGUAACUGGAGAAGAUGUAUUAGAGCUGCACAUCCAUGGUGGCACAGCUACGAUCAAGGCGGUUCUAGCAGCUAUCCCGCAGUGUGCGUCUGAGCAUCGGAUCCGCUACGCCGAGCCUGGGGAGUUCACUAAGAGGGCGUUCCUGAAUGAUCGCUUGGAUCUCGCUCGUGUUGAAUCCUUGGGCGACAUUCUAUCCGCAGAGACAGAGCAGCAGCGGCGCGCAGCCGUCAGGGGAAACUCGGGAGUGUUGGCUCGCACCUAUGAGAGCUGGAGGGAAGAGCUUCUCCUGGCCCGGGGAGAGAUCGAGGCGUUGAUCGACUUUUCAGAAGACCAACAUUUUGAUGAAUCACCGACGGAUUUGCUAGACAACGGUGGCCAGAGGAGUGAGUUGCUGAGGAGCGGUAUCCGAAUCGCACUGCUUGGGCCGCCAAACGUGGGUAAGAGCUCGUUGAUGAACUUGAUUGUCGGCCGUGAAGCUUCGAUUGUAUCUGGCGAGGCUGGCACCACCCGAGACAUUGUAGAGGCCAGCCUCGACAUUCGAGGAUACCUGUGCUCCUUUGCGGACACGGCCGGAUUCAGGUCGAGCGAUGAUCUAGUACCGUCGGGUCCCGUCGGGGCAGUAGAACUGGAGGGAAUCCGUAGAGCAAGGCAAAAGGCACAAGAGUCAGAUAUCGUCGUUGUUCUGGCAUCUCUUGAAAGCGGGCCGUCCGGUCCGUUCAUCCUCUACGAUCAGGAAACGCUGGACAUUGCCGCAGCGGCCGAAGCUCGCCUUAUCGUGGUAAACAAGAGAGAUACGGUCGAGCCUGCACAACUCCAAAGGAUGCUGGAUGAAUUUCGCCAAAGAUUAGGCGAAAAAGUCCCCAGGCUGGGAUCGGCCCAAAUAGCCGCCAUCUCUUGCAAGGAGGCCAGCCUGAGCUCUGAGCUGGGCAAGGAUCCAGGAGGAAUCCACGCUCUGACAGCGGCCUUGGAUCUGUUGGGGGUGACGGCACGCCAGGCACAGCUCCUGGCCCGAUGCAGGGGCCAUCUGGAGGAGUUUCUGGCGGAAGCGCGCCCGGAGGAUGCGAAUGUCGAGGCGGACACGGUGCUUGCGGCGGAGUAUUUGCGGUAUGCGGCGGAUUGCCUGGCGCGCAUCACUGGCAAGGGGGAGGCUGGCGAUGUGGAAGAUGUGCUGGGCGUGGUUUUUGAAAAGUUUUGCGUAGGAAAGUAG
Messenger RNA from Trichoderma breve, 1635 nucleotides. Its product is annotated as mnmE helical domain-containing protein. Gene Ontology annotation, cellular component: cytoplasm; mitochondrion. The transcript has 5 exons. Gene Ontology annotation, biological process: tRNA wobble uridine modification; tRNA methylation. Lineage: Eukaryota; Fungi; Ascomycota; Sordariomycetes; Hypocreales; Hypocreaceae. Gene Ontology annotation, molecular function: protein binding; GTPase activity; GTP binding. The record is from RefSeq and is a predicted model, not a curated record. The coding region runs from base 1 to 1635 and encodes 544 amino acids.